Trichosurus vulpecula (common brushtail) is the source of this 1909-nucleotide messenger RNA. RefSeq names its product ribonuclease H1 (gene RNASEH1). Gene Ontology annotation, molecular function: magnesium ion binding; nucleic acid binding; RNA-DNA hybrid ribonuclease activity. Lineage: Eukaryota; Metazoa; Chordata; Mammalia; Diprotodontia; Phalangeridae. The coding region runs from base 173 to 1033 and encodes 286 amino acids. The transcript is spliced from 8 exons. The record is from RefSeq and is a predicted model, not a curated record. Gene Ontology annotation, biological process: DNA replication, removal of RNA primer.
AAACCCGGAAGCCGAACUCUGGCAGCAGAUCGCUGGGACUGGGCGUGCGGCCUGAGCCUCGGCGCGGAGAACGUCACGGCGGCCGCCUGGGCGGAAACUCCGGCCCAGCGUCCCCUCCCGCCCCCGGCGCGGGGAGCGUCCUCCCCUUGGUCACUAUGCCCCCGAGCGGGCCAUGCUGAGGCUCUGGGCCGCCGUCCCCAGAGUUGUGGCGGGUGUCCUCAGCUGCUGUGGCCCGCGCCUCCUGUGCACCGGCAUGUUCUACGCCGUGAGGAGGGGCCGCAAGACCGGCGUGUUCCUCACCUGGAGUGAAUGUCAAGCACAAGUGGACCGAUUUCCUGCCGCCAGGUUCAAGAAGUUUGCUACUGAGGAUGAGGCUUGGGCCUUUGUCCGAAAUACUGCCAGCCCUGAUCGUUCAGCAGUGCAGAAAAAGAAAAGUGACACACAAGACCCCAAAGUGAAACUGAACAAGAGACCCUAUGAGUCAUUAGAUAAAGAGGAAGAGCCUUGUGCAAAGCUUGCAAAGCAAAAUACAGACUCAGUGCCUUCACUUAGCAAAGAAACAUUUUCUUACAUGGGAGAUGCAGCUGUGGUUUACACAGAUGGCUGUUGCUCCAGUAAUGGGAGGAGGAAAGCUCGAGCAGGCAUUGGUGUUUACUGGGGACCAGGUCAUCCCCUAAAUGUGGGCGAUAGACUUCCUGGGCGACAGACUAACCAAAGAGCAGAAAUACAUGCUGCCUGUAAAGCAAUCGAACAAGCCAAGAAUCAAAACAUCAGUAAGCUGGUUCUCUACACAGACAGUAUGUUUACUAUAAAUGGUAUAACGAGUUGGGUUAAAGACUGGAAGAAAAAUGACUGGAAAACAAGCACAGGAAAAGAUGUCACUAACAAAGAAGACUUUGUUAAGCUUGAUAAACUUAUUGAAGGCAUAGACAUUAAAUGGGUGCAUGUUCCUGGUCAUUCAGGGUUUGCAGGCAAUGAAGAAGCUGAUAGAUUAGCAAGAGAAGGCGCUAAAAAAUCUCAAGACUCAACAUAGCAUAAUUUUUAUAAUCUAAUUAAAGAGCAAACCAAUUGCUCUUUAGUCAUUAUUUGUGUGACAAUUUGCCUAUGAGACAUGAACUAUUGCAGGUGGACUUGAGAACAUUCUGUUUGAUCAGGAAGGCCAUGUAAGUUUUCUGUUGAAGUAUGGUUCAGUAUAUUAAACUACCCUUCACUUAAACCUGACCAACGUAUCUGUUUAUCUUUGGAAAUUGUUUGGGAUUUCAGCAUAAAGUAGAUGUAGCUGACUAUUGCCCAACAAUGUUUUCAGGUUUUUGGGGUUUUUUUUUGAAUUGAAGUUUGAUUCUGAAAUUGAGGAGUUAGUGUUUUGCUUAGAAACUCAGAAGGAGCUAGGUAAAAUAAUAAUGGUGAUGAUGAUGAUGAUGACGAUGAUGAUUGUCUUCUGAUCGACCCCAGGUGAGAGGAGUAUUAAAAGUUAAAUUAACUUCUCAGGUUUCUUCCAUUUUUUUAAAGGUUGCUUUGCAGCUAGAAUAAAAUUGAACAUGAUACUAGACUUCAAAUGAUCCAUAAUUUCAUCAGUGUGAGCACUCCUUCCAAAAACAUGGCAAACUCUGCCUGCCUUGGAUUCUUUAUUAGUUUUUGUUUUGUUUUGUUUUAUUUUGACAGAAAAAUUCAUCAGCAGGUGUCCAGCCUCUUAAUGUUAAGCUUCUCUGAACUUAGCUUGGCUGGGCUGUGGAUGACACAUGUACAUGACUAAAUGCAAAGCCUUUCCAGCUUGGUAGGACCUAUCAGAUCAUAGACUGGAAUUAUUUUCAGCAACCUAGAACCUCUUCUAUGACAUUGGGUAGGUAUUGUAGACUCUAGUGGAAGAUAUGUGUUAUCCUGCAAGUAUAAAUAAACCCUAAGAAACAGA